Messenger RNA from Prionailurus viverrinus (fishing cat), 1053 nucleotides. RefSeq names its product insulin growth factor-like family member 3. The transcript has 4 exons. The record is from RefSeq and is a predicted model, not a curated record. Lineage: Eukaryota; Metazoa; Chordata; Mammalia; Carnivora; Felidae. Gene Ontology annotation, molecular function: signaling receptor binding. The coding region runs from base 68 to 442 and encodes 124 amino acids.
UAUAAGGCCCCAGACCCAGCUCUUCUGCUGCCCUGCCAUCGACUGCCCUGGAGCUGCAUCGAGAACCAUGGUGCCCAGGACCCUUGCUCCUGUGUGUGUAUUAGUCUUUCUUCUCCUCCAGCACUCAAAGGCUGUCACAGAUGCCCCCAUGGGCCCAGGGCUGUGGCUAUGUCAGCAGGCGCCCAGGUGUGGGGACAAGAUCUACAACCCCUUGGAGCAGUGCUGUAAUGAUGACACCAUCCUGCCCCUGAAUCGGACCAACCUCUGUGGCCCUAAUUGCACCUUCUGGCCCUGCUUUGAGCUCUGCUGUCCUGAGUCCUUUGACCCCAAGAAGUAUGUUGUAAAGUUGAAGGUUCUGGGCGUGAAGUCUCGAUGCUAUUCCUCCCCCAUCUCCGGGGACUGUGCCAGCAGAAAGACGUUUUCUCAUUUGGAAAGAUAUUGAAGAAAAUAAAUUUCCACUAAGGCAGCUUGGAAAGGAAGGCUGGGGCAGGCAUCAGCAUCUGGGCAAUGAAGAGCCUGGGAUUUCCACCUUGGAGAGACCUUAGCUGACUGCCACUUGGUUUUCCCAGUGUGCUCCAUUUUAACGUCUGCCCAUUAUCUCUGUCACUGCUCCCUUGUCCUUCGGUCCCUCUGUCCUGAUUCACCACCCUUGCUGAUACGUGCUAAUCAAUCACCUCACGGAGGUGCCGUGUACCAUAGGCACCCGUGAUUCUUUGGUGGCUCUAGGAAACCCCUUUUGCUAUUAAAUAUCCAUGGGAUUCUGCUGCAAAAACAAUGUGCUCUUCAGACUCGUAACUUCUCUGGAGAAGAUUUUCCAGCAUGUAUCAGACUUGCUUGUACUUCUGUAUGGCCUCCUAACUUAAGAGAUAUGACAGGUGCCAGUAGGCCUAUUGGGCAACUCCUAGCUGCUGAGUUCAUUAUGGUUCAAGUUGCUAAUGGCAUGUGGGAAAGAGUCUUCAUUCUUGCAAGAGCAGAGUGGAAGGAUCUAGUAAGGCUCAUAGGCUUCACCCUUAGAGAUAACACCCAAGAGAGAUUACUACAGUGUUCUGUGUC